UCCAAAUCCAAGAUGGCGUACGUAUCGACAUCACAUCUUGUAAGGGGAAUAACACAUCAACAAAGAGUAACUCGACUGUACAGGAAUAGUCUAAAACAUCUGUUAUCGUGGUGCAUUGGACGGGAAGGAUGGAGGAAAGAGGCCCUAGAACUUAGAGCACGAUUUGAUGCCAAUAAAGAAGAGACAGACAGAAAAAAGAUUGCUGCCAUUAUGGAUCAAGCUGAAGUAGAAUUUGAACAAAGAAAGCAUCCCUAUCCUUAUCUAGGCCCAACUGUCCCUGAUGGUUCAAAAUGGGAGAGAAACACCCCUCCAGCUCCCCAUGUGUUAAUGAUGCUUCCACAAGAAGAAGAAUGGUAUAAAGAAAUGAUGGAUUAUGCAAACUAUAAAACCGAUUGAAAAACUGUUCCCGAUCAAUACACUUUGUACAGUCUAAUUUGUGURAAAAUACUAAACAUUUAAGCUUUGAUCUUGGUUGUUACUGGUAAUAAACAAUUUGAAUGAAAAAUGUUAUUAAAGUACAAAAAGAAACA
Molecule: messenger RNA, 530 nt
Organism: Exaiptasia diaphana
Lineage: Eukaryota; Metazoa; Cnidaria; Anthozoa; Actiniaria; Aiptasiidae
Product: NADH dehydrogenase [ubiquinone] 1 beta subcomplex subunit 9
Exons: 3
Coding region: 13-396 (127 amino acids)
Biological process (GO): mitochondrial electron transport, NADH to ubiquinone
Source: RefSeq, a predicted model, not a curated record